Lynx canadensis (Canada lynx) is the source of this 1372-nucleotide messenger RNA. It is a transcript of the gene REM1, whose product is annotated as RRAD and GEM like GTPase 1. Gene Ontology annotation, cellular component: plasma membrane. The transcript is spliced from 5 exons. NCBI's taxonomy places the organism in Eukaryota, Metazoa, Chordata, Mammalia, Carnivora, Felidae. Gene Ontology annotation, molecular function: calcium channel regulator activity; GTPase activity; GTP binding. The coding region runs from base 153 to 1046 and encodes 297 amino acids. Gene Ontology annotation, biological process: negative regulation of high voltage-gated calcium channel activity. The record is from RefSeq and is a predicted model, not a curated record.
GCUGCGCGCCGAGGCGGUGGUGCAGCCUGGAGCACCCGGCAGCUGCGGCGGCCGGGGACCCUGGACCCCUCCUCAAGCGAGAGGGAAGGAAGGAAGGAAGGAAGGAAGGAAGGAAGGAAGGAAGGAAGGAGCAAAGCCCCUCCCACCCAAGGAUGACACUAAACACCCAGCAAGAAGCAAAGACCCCCCUGCGUCGGCGAGCCAGCACUCCACUGCCCUUGUCCGCCCGGGGCCACCAACCUGGCCUCCUGUGUACAGCACCUUCCACAAAAUCCCAGCAUCCCCGGCUGGGCCAGUCAGCCUCCCUCAAUCCUCCCCCCCGGCAACAUUCACCUGCCCCCAAUGGUUGGUCCUCUGAAUCCAGCGACUCUGAAGGCUCCUGGGAGGCCCUCUACCGCGUGGUACUGCUUGGAGAUCCUGGCGUAGGGAAGACCAGCCUGGCCAGCCUCUUUGCAGGGAAGCAAGAGCGAGACCUCCAUGAACAGCUUGGAGAAGAUGUGUACGAGAGGACCCUCACGGUGGAUGGAGAGGAUACCACGCUGGUGGUCAUGGACACCUGGGAGGCUGAGAAACGGGAUGAAAGCUGGAGCCAGGAUUCAUGCCUGCAGGUGGGCAGCGCCUAUGUCAUCGUGUAUUCCAUCGCAGACAGAGGCAGCUUCGAGAGUGCCUCUGAGCUCCGCAUUCAGCUGCGGCGCACGCAUCAGGCCGACCACGUGCCCAUCAUCCUGGUGGGCAACAAGGCUGACCUGGCACGCUGCCGGGAAGUCUCCGUGGAAGAGGGCCGCGCCUGCGCGGUGGUGUUCGACUGCAAGUUCAUCGAGACGUCGGCCACGCUGCAGCACAACGUGGCCGAGCUCUUCGAGGGCGUGGUGCGCCAACUGCGCUUGCGCCGCCGGGACAGCUCGGCCCCGGCGCCUCCCGCGCCCCGACGGCGCGCCAGCCUGGGUCAGCGGGCUCGUCGCUUCCUGGCUCGGCUGACGGCCCGCAGCGCCCGCCGGGCACUCAAGGCCCGCUCUAAGUCUUGCCACAACCUGGCGGUGCUCUGAGGCCGCCCUGCCUCCUGGGGGUGGCGGAACACUGGGCUGCACUCUGAGCUCCACCGAUGCCACCGAGGGUCCUCGACGCAGUUGCCUGGACUCGGCACAGUGGGCUGUGCGUGUCCACUGCCCCGAGGGCCGCAGCAUCUCCCAGAGCUGCAGCUUCAGGGAUCCCCUCCGCUCCAGGAAGGGGUGGACAGACUAUGGGACCGAAGCCUCAAGUUGGGCACAGCGUAGGGUUUUGUUUUUGUUUUUUUACGCGGUGCGUGUCUUUUUGUAAAAAUCUUCCUUGUCCCUUGGCUCUGGCCAACUCACAAUAAACCAGACCAGAAGGA